This is a messenger RNA of Penicillium manginii, 900 nucleotides long. RefSeq lists its product as uncharacterized. Lineage: Eukaryota; Fungi; Ascomycota; Eurotiomycetes; Eurotiales; Aspergillaceae. The record is from RefSeq and is a predicted model, not a curated record. The transcript has 2 exons. Bases 1 to 900 code for a protein of 299 amino acids.
AUGCUUGUCUUGAUCGCUGGUAUCACCGGCUUCGUCGGUCUGCCGUGUUCCAGGUCCGCAUUUGCCCGCGGCUUCAAAGUCCGCGGCCUAGCCCGCAACAUCGAUAACCUCCCGGAAGACGUUCGAAGCCGACUUGAAGGCUUCGAGACGUUGUCGAGCCCCUAUGACGUCGCUGCAAUGGACCGAGCUACCAAAGGCGUCGAUGCCAUUAUCUGUGCCUUUGCUGCAGUUCCGGAAAUGUAUAUGGAAUCGCAACUGCUUCUAAUCAGAGCAGCAGAGAGAGCGGGCGUGAAGAUCUUCCAUGCCACCUCAUGGAACUAUGACUGGACGCUUGCUCCGGGUUCGCACGAGUUAUACGAUGAUAUGCGGGGCUUUUCUCACCAUGUGGCAGUUAGUUCGACCAUCAAGCCGAUCUAUAUGUUCACCGGUGCGAUCGCAGAGUACUACUUCAAGCGUAGCCCGUAUGAUUGGGACUCGGAAACCAAGACAUUCAACUUCCACGGGCCUUCGACAUUCCCCACUCGGUACACCACCGCAGAUGAUAUUGGAAACUAUGUUCUCGAGGCUAUCACCGCCCCCAAUGCUGCCGAUGGAGGCUUUGUUCGAGUCCAGAGCUUCGAAGCCUCCCCCGAAGACAUUGCCAAUACAUACAAUGCUGUGAGAGAAGGCCGUGUCACUGCUAAGCUUAAUUGCUUAGGCUCAGUGGAGGACGCAGAGGACAAGCUAAAUGAGGGAAGAGCUAAAUAUGGGAAGAGCGGUUGGUACAACUUCAUUCGAUAUGUGUAUCAGUAUCAUAUCCCAGCUCGUUCUUGGGAUUAUGAGCCGGUGGAUGUUGCGCGCUUUCCAAAUGUCAAACAGACAAGCUUGGAGGAAUUUUUCCGCGGCAAUCCGGACGUGUAG